UCUUCAAUGAAAUAGACCUGACAGAUCUCAGCCUAGCAGAGUGCAGUAUUAAGAAUGUUAAUCACAGCUUUCAGAUCAUCACCCCAUUCCGUAACUUGAUAGUAUGUGCGGACUCGCGGAAGGAGAUGGAAGACUGGAUACAGGCUCUUAGAAUAUCUGGCAACAGAGAGUUUUAUGAGCCUGGUAUUGAGCAUCGCGCAAUGAUGUCAGGACAGCAUCACUGGUACGCAUGUUCGCAUGCACGACCAACGUACUGUAACGUGUGCAGGGAAGCUUUGUCUGGUGUCACGUCCCAUGGACUCUCUUGUGAAGUCUGUAAGUUUAAGGCCCACAAAAGGUGCGCCGUGCGUGCGAACAGUACGUGUAAGUGGACCACGCUGGCAGCAGUGGGAAAAGAUAUCAUCGAGGAUGAGGAUGGGGCCAUCUCGAUGCCCCACCAGUGGUUGGAAGGGAACCUCCCAGUGAGUGCCAAAUGUGUAGUUUGUGAUAAAACAUGUGGCAGUGUCCUCAGGUUACAAGACUGGAGAUGUCUCUGGUGUAAAGCUAUGGUCCAUACCUCUUGUCGGGAGACGUACCCCAAGCGAUGCCCCCUAGGGCAGUGUCGUGUGUCUAUUUUGCCGCCAAUAGCCAUUAACAACAUAGACUCGGAUGGCUACUGGGAGGCCAUGAGACCCCCAGGGACCAGCCCCCUACUUGUGUUCAUUAACUCUAAAAGUGGGGACAACCAGGGGGUGAAGUUCUUGCGACGGUUCAAGCAGUUGCUGAAUCCUGCUCAGGUGUUUGAUCUCAUGAAUGGAGGGCCAAAAGUGGGUCUUCGUCUAUUCCAAAAUUUUGACCCAUUCCGCAUCCUGGUAUGUGGUGGUGACGGCAGCAUGGGCUGGGUGCUGUCGGAAAUAGACAAGAUGGAGCUUCACAAACAGUGUCAGGUUGGAGUGCUCCCCCUGGGUACAGGCAAUGACUUGGCCCGUGUGUUGGGAUGGGGCGGUGCCCUGGAUGACGACACACAGCUCCCGGCCGUGCUGGAGAAACUCGAACACUCUCAGAUUAAAAUGCUGGAUCGCUGGUCAAUCAUGACUUAUGAGGCCUCCAUGCCGCCUCCAAGGUCGUUACUGAUGCAGGCAGACCCUAUCUCAGUGUACGAAGACUCCGUGGCCAAUCAUUUAUCUAAAAUACUGCAUUCCGAUGACCACGGGGUUGUCAUUCACUCUGCCAAAGUCCUGUGUCAGACAGUGAAGGACUUUGUAGCCACAGUGGGCAAGGCAUACGAUGACCAUGAAGAAGGUGAAGACUCUAUCUCUAACAAGUGUACAAUAUUGAAUGAAAAACUGAAUUCCUUGCUACAAACUUUAAAUGAGGAAGCCGCGGCCAGUGAGUCACAGUCCAAGCACAAAAAAUCUCAACAGUCCUCUCAUGUGACCUCCCAUUUGACCUCCCAUGUGACCUCUGACCCAAGCUGUGAUACAGAGGACCCGGAACAUUUGGAGCAAGACAUUGUACCAGAGGGAAUCACAAAACCAAAGAAUAUCAAAUCAGCUAUUUUCAAGCCUCGUGACGCACUGAUGUCUAGAGCAAACAGCUUGAAGAAGGCCAUUAGACAAAUCAUUGAACACACAGAGAGAGCUGUUGAUGAGCAGAAUGAACAAACAAAAGUCAUGGAGGAGAAGCUGGCCCACCUGACAAUCACCCCCCCAUCGCCUAUGCACAUCUCUGACCUGGCACAUUUAGCAGCAGACAAUCGUGGUCGCACCUCGUCGACGGGGUCACGCACAUCCCAGUCCCAGUCUAUGAUGAACCUCUCAGUUCCGCCUAAAUAUUCCCCAGCUGUCUCGCCAAAACUGAGCCGGUCACCUGGUGCAGCAAAGAAAAGAAUUGAGUCUUCUAAAUCCCCCUCCAUGGCCUCGAGGCGAAUUAGCUCUAUGAGCACCUUUAACCGGUCCGCUAGUCUGGGCUCAAACCUGUGCACGCGCGACCGCAGCCCAGAGAGUUCUCCACUACCCUUACCUACUCUGGGUGCACCUGUCUUUCCUAUGCUCCCAAGUCUCAGUAGUGGUAUUGCCAGCAGUCUGGCUGGUGGCUCCUUCAUCAGUAAAGUGUUGCUGGCCAACGCUGACGCCCUGUGUGCUGCUGCCUCUCCACUAAUGGAGGAAGAGAUCUCACUGGAGGAAUAUACUGAAAAGUGUGUGAUGAAUAAUUACUUUGGUAUUGGACUGGAUGCUAAGAUUACUCUGGAGUUUCACAUCAAACGAGAAGAACACCCAGAGAAGUGCAGAAGUCGCACCAAGAACAUCAUGUGGUACGGGGUUCUAGGGGGUAAGGAAAUUUUGUCAAAGACCUUCAAGAAUCUGGAGCAGCGUGUCCAGCUCGAGUGUGACGGACAGCGUAUACCUCUACCUAGUCUGCAGGGAAUAGUGGUGCUCAACAUUCCAAGUUAUAUGGGUGGUGCAAACUUUUGGGGUGGAACCAAAGAAGAUGAUAACUUCAGCGCCCCAUCCUUUGAUGACAAAAUCCUGGAAGUAGUCGCAGUAUUUGGCUCUAUGCAAAUGGCGGUCUCCAAAGUGAUCAACUUGCAGCAUCACAGAAUAGCACAGUGCCGGACAGUGAAAGUGACCAUCAUGGGGGACGAGGGGGUCCCAGUCCAGGUGGACGGCGAGGCGUGGGUUCAACCCCCUGGGUACAUCAAGUUCACUCACAAGAACAGAGCUCAGAUGCUCACAUGGAGUAGGUCCUUUGAGAGCACGCUGAAAUCAUGGUCUGAGAAGCAGAAAAGAGAAGAGAUUAUUCAGGAAAGCCAUUUCUCUCCUUACCUGACUGAGGAAGAAACCAACAUACUGCAGACCUUUGUGGAGGCCACAGCAAAUGUCAUCAGAAGUGUAAAGAUAGCCUCUAUAUGUCACAGUUCUGUAGAACAAGAGCUCUACCACCUGGCCACCCAGGCAUCCGGUUUCCUUGACAGACUCUAUCCUGCAGGAAAACUGGCAGAGCCGGAUCGUGGGAUCAGUGAGGCUUUUCAGCCCACAAUCAGAAGUCAAGUGUCAGAUCUCGUCAGCAGCGUGCGACUACUGUGCCAAGAAACCAGCCUCUUUUUACAAGAGAAGGCAACUGAAUGUCGACUGCGGUCAGACAAUGCGGAAAGUCUGUCGAGCUCCGUGGCAGCAGUUGAAGUAGAGCUCAAGAGAGUGGUCGAAAUUGGAGGUCUGGCUCACUUCCAGGCUUUAGAAGAAGAGGUGCCACCAGAACAACACAAGACAAAGACCAAGACGGGAAUGUUUCGACUCUUUAAGAAAGGAGGGAAGUCAAAAGAGAAACCAAAUCUUUCAAUAGCACCUGUGUUAAAUGUCCAUGAGUGGGGUCCCGAGGAGGUGGCACAAUGGCUGAGCAGUGUGGGCCUCGGGGAGUACAAGGACAGCUUCAUCAGCCAUGACAUCCGCGGGAGAGAGCUCCUGACUCUGGAGCGAAGAGAUCUCAAGGAGCUAGGAGUCACCAAAGUGGGGCACCUGAAGAGGAUCCAGCAGGGGAUAAAGGACAUCAGUAACAGAAUGUCCUCGCUGGACAAACACGCCACUGUGUUAUGACAACUACUCAAGCCUCCGCUGCCACCCUGGUGGCUUACCCUGGGGGCACUGAAAGAGGAACAUUUUGAGCAAGAAGCGGAUGUGUAUUAUUAAUCCCACGAUUCCCACUGUUAAAAUCCCGGUGGCUUACCCUGGGGGCACUGAAAGAGGAACAUUUUGAGCAAGAGUCAGAUGUGUAUUUUUAAUCCCACUGUUGAAAUCCCAGUGGCUUACCCUGGGGGCACUGAAAGAGGAACAUUUUGAGCAAGAAGCAGAUGUGUAUUUUUAAUCCAACUGUUGAAAUCCCGGUGGCUUACCCUGGGGGCACUGAAAGAGGAACAUUUUGAGCAAGAAGCAGAUGUGUACUAUUAAUCCCACCGCUGCCACCAAUGUAGCAUAUUUCUUUGUACUCAUGGCACCAAAGCUAGCCAGUAUUUCACUCUUAACCCCUCAAAGCCACCUUGAUGGCUUACCGUUGGAGCAGCUAAAGAAAAGCUCUUUCAGUGCAGUAUAUUUUUGUGAACGGAGAUCAAUAUUUUCUUUUGAACUUCCAUCCAGGUGCUUUAGAUUGGGGACUCAGUCAAUCGAACCAUAAGAGUGAACAACACAGUUUAUAAGAUCCUCCUGUUGCCACCAGUGAACAUAUAAAAACCUUAAUUGAUGAUGAAUAUUUGUUUUUUUAUAACAUGUGACAGUGGUCCAAAGACUGAUGGCAUUGGAUUAAUAUGCAGCACAGCAUGGAGAGGAUUUAAUUUUGAAAACUAACAUGUGAGGGGCCAAUUCUUUCAGACACUGAUAGCUACCACUAUUGUAGCACAAGAUGAGGUGAUUGUGAACAGUUUGAUGUCGAGAAUGGGAGCAAUUAGUAGGUAAACCCCUUGGUAACCUGUAAGGGGCCAAUUUUUUUUUCUGACAGUGAUAGGUAUUGUAUUUAUUUUUAAUUUAGAGGAGGCAGAUUUGAAAGAGUUUGAUGUCAUAUAAGAAAUUGGAAGGGGGGUGAGCAUGGAGCACAAAGAGAAGAACAACUGGAAACUGAGAAUUGAAUAUGGAGUAAAAAAUGGAUGACGACCUAGGGACAUCUUCACUACUGAUUCUGGCAAACUGCUGCCAUGGUUAAAGCAUUGCCAAGUUGCUCAAUUGAACACGAGACCACAUCUUUUUAUAUCCCUAUAUUAUUUACAUGUAAGGUGGUCAGUUUGGUUCAAAAUUAGUUGGGCAAACUGCCUGCAGGAGGAUUUUGUUUGACUGAGCAGAAGCAUGUUACAGUUAGGCACCAACUGAAUUGUUGGCACCAACAUGUUACAGAAAAGGCACCAAUGGAAUUGUUGGCACCAACAUGUUACAGAAAAGGCACCAAUGGAAUUGUUGGCACCAACAUGUUACAGAAAAGGCACCAAUGGAAUUGUUGGCACCAACAUGUUACAGAAAAGG
Lingula anatina is the source of this 4982-nucleotide messenger RNA. RefSeq names its product diacylglycerol kinase delta. The record is from RefSeq and is a predicted model, not a curated record. NCBI's taxonomy places the organism in Eukaryota, Metazoa, Brachiopoda, Lingulata, Lingulida, Lingulidae. Gene Ontology annotation, molecular function: protein binding; ATP-dependent diacylglycerol kinase activity. Gene Ontology annotation, biological process: phospholipase C-activating G protein-coupled receptor signaling pathway. Gene Ontology annotation, cellular component: plasma membrane.